Diorhabda carinulata is the source of this 841-nucleotide messenger RNA. RefSeq names its product ribosome biogenesis protein SLX9 homolog. The transcript has 2 exons. The record is from RefSeq and is a predicted model, not a curated record. Gene Ontology annotation, cellular component: nucleolus; preribosome, small subunit precursor; 90S preribosome. Gene Ontology annotation, biological process: maturation of SSU-rRNA from tricistronic rRNA transcript (SSU-rRNA, 5.8S rRNA, LSU-rRNA). Bases 173 to 751 code for a protein of 192 amino acids. Lineage: Eukaryota; Metazoa; Arthropoda; Insecta; Coleoptera; Chrysomelidae.
CCAUUGACUUUCAAAAAAGAAGUGCUUUUGGAUUACUUGGAGUGCAUUUUUAUAAUAUUUAUGUUUGGAUUGAAUUUUAGGUGAUAAAAUGGUUUACUUACUUUAUAUACAAAUAUAAUUCAAAAUUAGCGUUUGAUUUGUAAAGGUAGGAGGAUAUAGAUAUAUAGCACUCAUGGGAAAAAUAAAAAAACCAAAAGUAGUAAUUCCUCGGAGUGAAUCAACUACACAACCAUCACUAAAAGCUGAUUGUGUUUCUGAUGUAAACUCUAUUAUGAAGAGUAUGAAAAAUCAUACAAACAAAAUGAGAACUGUUGUAUCUCACAAAUCUGUAGAAUCCUGCAAAUCCUUUGGUAGAAUAAUUAAGAAAAAAGAUAAACUAAAUAUUAAACGUAAAUUUUUGAUGAAAAAAAUUGAUGUUGUCAAUGAGUCUAAGAAGCAAGCAAAGAUUCGAGAAAAGCGAAAAAAUGUUUCUGUAAUAGGAGACACAAAUCCAUUACUUGAUGCUUUACCUUCUAUAGAAGAUCUAAUUAGAAGUAAAUCCAAAAGUAAUAACAUGUUACCCAAAGAAUCUAUAAAAAAUAGAGGAAUUGGAAAAGCUAGGCAAAGAAAAAAGAAACUAAUUGAAGAUAUGGCUGUUUUUAAAAGAAUACUCAAAAAUAAAACAUUUUCUACCAAUCCAUUUGAUAUCAUUUCCAAUCAUCUACAAGCUAUGGUUCAAGAAGAACGUAAUAAACUUAGGACCAAGUCUUAAUUUAUCUUCUCCCUUAUUCUGUUCUUUGGAUUGCACAAAAUCAAACUGUUUCUUAUAUUUAUGAUUAUAUUAAAGUUGCUUUCACAAUUA